Messenger RNA from Sycon ciliatum, 2353 nucleotides. RefSeq lists its product as uncharacterized. The transcript is spliced from 2 exons. The coding region runs from base 189 to 1685 and encodes 498 amino acids. Lineage: Eukaryota; Metazoa; Porifera; Calcarea; Leucosolenida; Sycettidae. The record is from RefSeq and is a predicted model, not a curated record.
AUACGAUUUGCUUGAUCGUUUCCCUUCGCCCGGAAGUAAGGUUGAGGCAUCUUGGCUUAGUUAAAUUCACUCUUGUCGAUUUGGUUGCGGCGAACCUUCGUAUCAUAUCCAUUGUCAGAGGUCUGGCCCAGAGGACCUCAGGUCUUUCUGUGACUACGUCUACCUGUUCACCUGCUCGCCUCAAAACUAUGACGGAGAAAUCAGCAGUGAGUGGCAACAAGCCCCUUCGUGGUGUGUACAGAUGCUCCAUCUGCUCUGUGGACACGGACAGGCUGGCCAUGCACCUCAAGCGGAAACAUGCGGACCUGGAUGCAGAUCAACGAGCUGAAUGCAGGAAAAGGGCGAGAGAAGAACGACCAAGGACACUGCAGCGAAGUCUGAGUCUUCUGGAUGAUGCACCUGGUGAAGAAAUAUCUAGCCAUUCUGAAGUGGCCGCCAAGAGGGCACUUGUUGUUCAAGAAUGGGGUUCGAAGGAGAAGGAAAGAGCUACCACUGGCCAGAAUCCCUUCUCCACUACUCCUCUCCCCGGCAGAGUGAUGCGUUCAAGGACGGUUACAAGCCAUUCAGAUUUUCAACCUGACAUCCACCAUGACGUCACCACAGGUCCUCUGUGCUCCUUCAACAAAUGGCUCACAUCUAUUGGAGGAAAGAUGCUGAGCAAGGCCACAGCUGACGCGUACACGAUGUGUGCGGCAAAGCUUCUGAUGUACCUGAAUCCCAAGGAUGUGGAUUUCAAGGAAUUCCUUAAUACGAACAAGGUGGGAGAGUACCUUGAUAAGAUGCGAAGUGUCAAGGGAACAGGUCCUGCAGGAAUGAAGGGGAGGCUGGAUGCAGCUAAAGCGGCCCUCGACUAUCUGGACAGCAUGGACGACGCAGAUGACAUCAUUGCCUUCUCAUUCCGUGUGAAGAAGGCCAAGGAAAGGUACGCAACCAUGUACAAGAGAUUCUCCAAAGAGCUGAGCAAGCAGAGGAGUCUGCAAGUGGAGGAGGAACAUAAUGUAACCGCCGGCACAUCAGACAUAGAGGCAAUUCUCACGGACGCAGCAGCAUUCGAGAGGGCAAACAGAAUAACAGAGAUAGCAGGGACAGACCCGUCGGCUUUGAAGGCGAUGGAUAUAGCAUUUAUCAUGAGACUCCUCCUGACAAGUCUGACGUUGGACAAUGCACAGCGUCCUGGCCCUGCGUGCAACAUGACACUCCGCGAGUUCACAGAGUCAGAAGGCAAAAGGAGUGAGUUCGCUGAAGAGCGCAGGGUGAUCAGUGUUAGGGAACACAAGACUGGACGCAUCGGGCCAGCGUACCUUGUUGUCAGGUCUAACCUGGAGAAAGCUAUCAAGUCCUGGAACGAGCACAUUCGACCAGAGCUCCUGAAGCGAACGAAGACUGAAUGUGAUCUGUUUCUGCUGACUGGUGCUGGUAAGAGAUUGGACAGUAACAAGGCGGCCGACCAAAUGAGAGCUUUCGGAAGGUCAAUUGGCCGGCAUGUACCCACAGCAACAAUGUCAAGGAAAAUCUCGUCUACUGCUGUUGCUGACAACCUGGAGGAGGAGGAAGCGCAUAAGGUGAACAGGUUCAUGUCACACACUCCAAGCGCUGCUGCCAAAUAUUACCAGAAUAUGGGCCGGAAACGUUCUGUGGAGGGCAACUACAAUCUGCUUCAGAAAGCCAGGAGCGCGAAGGAGUAACGUUAUUGCCCCCCAAAAUAGCCAUUAGUUUGUGUCUCGUGUCCGUACUAUCUUUGCCAACACCCGCUUCGAACGUGCUGGUUUCAUUCCUUCCAGAGUUUCUAUAACAUAGUAAAGAAUGGUAUGGAUGAUUUCUGCAGUAUGCAUUUGUUAUAACCCUUCCUCUUCUCAAUCUAUAUGUUAUAAUUUUGCAAAUAUAUUCCCAGUAAGCCAUGAACGGAGACCCCCUCGACCAAGGCCUCGGCCUUUGGGGAAUCCAUAAAUAAAAUUUAAAAAAAAUUGCCCUGAUGUUAUAACUAUACAAUUGCCCUGAGACAGCUUCCUGUCUGUAAUUGUUUUUCACUGUUUACCAUUAUUAUUUGCCAUGGCAACCGCCGUAACCCGUAACUGACAGGGCAGGAUUGGGCAUUAAAAAAAGUCCUCCCGAUGGUACUAGCAAGUACUAGUACUUUCGUUAGCAGUUAGUAUUUUGUCUUUUCCCUAUAUAUUCUCUUUACCAGGCGUGGGCCAUCCCCUGGAAUAUCAAAAUGGAUGCCUUAUUAUUAUUAUUUUUAGAAUUUCUGUUUCAAUGACUGUCCAUUGCACGUCUUAAAAAAGUACUUAGUUUUAAGAGUGUCUUAUUAGGCGGGUUACAGAACUGUCGUUCGCUGGCUUACUUGUAGUUUUGA